Molecule: messenger RNA, 1751 nt
Organism: Coffea arabica (coffee)
Lineage: Eukaryota; Viridiplantae; Streptophyta; Magnoliopsida; Gentianales; Rubiaceae
Source: RefSeq, a predicted model, not a curated record
AGCUUUCACUCUUUCGGCAAGCUAUCAAACUUUAAUAAAAGAGAAUUUAAGCUCACACAGCACAGAGAGGUCCCGUUAGAAUGGAAAUUCCCUUCAAUUUCAUCACUUUCUUCAUUUUCCUUGCCUUGAUUCUAACUUUAUGGAAGAGAUGGAAGAAACCCAGAAAAGUGAAUGCUACACAGAAGCUGCCACCAGGUCAACGCAAGCUACCUUUCAUUGGGAAUUUGCAUAAAUUGCUUGGUUCACUACCCCAUCAGGCUCUCACAAAUUUAGCUAAAAAACAUGGUGAUUUGAUGCAUCUUCAGCUUGGUGAAGUAUCAGCUAUUGUGGUGUCAUCUCCACGUUCAGCAAAAGAGAUUCUAAAAACUCAUGAUCUUGCCUUCGCAGACAGGCCUGAAGUUUUAGUUGGAAAGAUCAUAUGCUAUGACUAUUCAAGCAUUGCAUUCUGUCCUUAUGGUGAGUACUGGAGACAGAUGCGUAAAAUAUGCACCUUGGAACUGCUUAGUGCAAAAAUGGUUCGAUCAUUUGGCUCUAUUCGGCAGGACGAGGUUUUGCAUCUACUUUCAUCUAUUCGGGCUUCCACUGGUGGUGGAAAACCAAUCAAUUUGACUGAAGAAGUUUCCUCAUUCACAAGUUCCAUGGUUUGCAGAUCAGCUUUUGGAAAAAUGUUUGGCGAAAAGAAUACCAUACUCAUACAAUUAGUGAAGGAAGUUUUGUCCCGAACAAGUGGCUUCGACAUCUCUGAUCUGUUUCCGUCACAGAAGAUCCUCCAUCAUCUGAGUUGGAUGAAGCCCACAUUGCUGAAGGUGCACCACAAGAUUGAUGUAAUUUUGGACAACAUAAUCAAUGAACAUAUUAGGAAUUUAGCAAGAGGAAAAGGGGGCAAUGGCGAGUCCGGCCAAGAAGAUCUAAUUGAUAUCCUAUUAAGGAUUAAAGAAAGUGGUAGCGACCUUCGAUUUCCUAUUACCAACAAAAUUGUCAAAGCUAUUAUGUUUGACAUGUUCACGGCGGCGACUGAAACUUCAGCCACAGUGGUGGAAUGGGCUAUGUCUGAAAUGAUUAGAAAUCCAGAUGUGAUGUCCAAAGCAAAGAAUGAAAUAAGAAAAGCUUUCAUGGGAAAGGCAAAAAUUGAAGAAAUGGAUAUUGAAGGACUAAUAUAUCUAAAGUCAGUGAUUAAAGAAACCCUAAGGUUACACCCUCCUCUGCCUCUUUUGGUUCCCAUGGAAUGCAGGGAACAACGUGUACUCGAUGGAUAUGUCAUCCCUAUCAAAACAAGAGUCUUGGUCAAUGCUUGGGCAAUCCACAGAGAUCCUGAGGAUUGGGAUUAUCCAGAGAGUUUUAAACCAGAGAGAUUCGACAACAAUCCAGUUGAUUUCACAGGAACUCAUUUUCAUUAUCUGCCAUUCGGUGGAGGAAGGAGGAUUUGUCCGGGAAUAUCAUUUGGCUUAGCCAAUGUGGAGCUUCCUUUAGCUCAAUUGUUGUACAACUUCGACUGGAAACUCCCACCUGGUAAAGAUGGCUUAGACAUGACAGAGGCCUUUGGAAUAACAGUAGCAAGAAAAAACAACCUUCACUUGGUUGCCACCAUGUAUGACCCUUCCAAUUGAUAUGCCAAUCUCCAUAGACACAAUAAAUUUGUACUUAUGGCCGCCAAAGUUUUAGUAACUAUUUACUUUAGUAUUUUAUUCAGCAGCGAUGCACCUGUAUGGUUCUUGGAAUUUUACCAAGCCAAAUAAAUAAAAAUUCUGAAA